AAUGUCACGUAUGUUUUCUCAAACAUCACCCUUCAAAGCUAUAUAUUUGUGUUCUGUGCUUCAAAGCCUUGAAUUUUCUAUUGAUUUUCCGGCUUUUCAUUAGUGUUAAUGCAUAAAAACGUGCUUUUCAGCUUAAAAUAAUCGCGUCACAAAAAACCCUCAUUGUAAAUAUGGUACGGUACAACGCCCGUGGGACAACAAGCCAAAAAACAUUUUGUGAAAAUGUCUAGUAAAAUCAAAAGGAAAAUAACAGUUAGCUUGAACACCCAAAAGAGCAAGUCCCAGGCACCAAACAAGAGUCGCCCUAGCGUUUUUGAUCGUCUAGGGAUAAAAUCGAUUCAAGGGGGCAUCACUGCUCUAAAGGAAUUUUGCCACCCUUGGGCCCAAACUGGAACCUGUCCCUAUGGCAAAGGUUGUAAAUAUUCAAAGACACACACAUUAAUUUCACCCUCCAAACAACGAGCAGCCAAAAUCCAAAACGAUCCUAGCAGUUCAAAGUCUAAAAGGCAUGGAAAGGAGCACAGGAAGAAAUCUGCACCAGAAACCGGAGAACAGUGGGAGUAUUUGGACCCAGAUGACUUGGAAGAUGCAGAUCCUGAUGUGCUAGAGAGAAAAAGACAGGAAUUGCAGAGAGAGUUGGAAUUACAGAUGAAAAUGGAGCAUAAGGCUAAAAAGAAAGAAAAAAAGUUGAAAAAAGACUCUAGUCCAUCAACUGAGUCUACUUCAUCUACAAGUGAGUCUAGUUCAAGUAGUGAUGAUUCAACGUCUAGCAGCACCUCUUCAGUGGAAGCGAACCCUAAAAAAAGUAAGAAAAGCAAAGGAAAACGCACAAAUUCAACCAGUUCAGAAGAGAGGGGCAGGAGUAAAGUUAAAAAAACUAAAGCGAGCUCUAAAGGGGCUUCAAAGGAGAAGAGCAAGAAAGCAAAGAACAUCUCCCAAAGUGCAAAAUCACAAGUAGCAAAGUCGCCCUCGCCGGUGCGGUCUAGAAAAAAAAGCGAAACUCCACCAUUAAAAUUGAAAACCGUUCCAAAGAAAGAUCUGUCUGAAGGCAAAUCACCUAGACCUUUGAGUAGAUCUAGUGACAAUAAAAACAAGGACAGACACAGGACGCCCAGUCCGAAAGCUUCAAGAGAAAAAGAGCGCGAGAGGGAGAGGGAAAAGGAGAAAGAAAAAGAACGCGAAAGGGAAAAAGAAAGAGAAAAAGAAAAGGAAAGAGAACGUGAACGAGAAAAAGAAAAGGAGCGCGAACGUGAACGCGAAAGAGAACGAGAACGUGCCAAACAGCGUGAAAAAGAGCGCGAGAGAGACAAAGACAAAAAGAAAGACUCUCGAUCGCCCAAACGAGACAGUCGAUCCACAAAAGACCCUAAAAGACGUGAUUCACCGGAACCUACGAAUUUUCGUGACAGAAAACGCUCGGGUAGCCGCAGUAAAGCCACGUCCACAUCGUCGAAACGCGACAGAUCCCGCGAUAAACGGGACGAAAGGGCGAGAUCUCGGGACAGAAAAGAUCGUCCGGCCGAAAAACCUCGCGACAAACCCAGAAGGGAUUCGAGGGAACGUGAGAGGGAAAAGGAGCGACGCAUUAGGGAUGAGAGAGAGAAAGAGAGACAGGAGGCGUUAGCGAGGUGCCAGGAGAGGCAAAGAGAGCGGGAUAGACUAAAGGAGAUGGAAAAGAAAGAAAGCGAGAGGAGGGCAAGGGAUAGAGGUGGAAGAAGAGACGAUAAGCCUAAUGACGAUCGAUUUUCAACCAGUCGACGACAUACGCCCGACCGGGAUAGAGAAGGGCGUGGCCGCGAGGGGCGUGGACACUCCGCAGACACCCGGAAAUCCGGUCGUAACUCUCCAGAGAGGCACGAUCGCUCGUUCGACCGGGACCGAGGUUAUGAUCGGGAACACGACGAACGAACCCGAGAAUACGGCAGAGGCAGGGAGGAAAGACGGUUGGAUGACGGUUUUGAACGUUCCCGUAUGACGGAUGACAGACGGUACAUGGAAGAACAUCCUAGGGAUGAUCGGUUACCUCGGGAUUUAUGGGAAGUACGGGACGAUAUGGUUGAUAGAGAUAGAGAUUUUGCAUCAAGAGGCAGGAGUUAUAAUAGGGGAGAAAUUAGGGCUCCUGCGUCCAAGGGGCGCGCCGAUUGGCCCGAGAACGAGUACAACGACCAGUACAGAAGGCCUAUGGAGUGGGGGGUGGAAAAUCGAGAAGGAAUCAAUCAGGGUUGGGACAACAUUGACCGCGCCCACCCCCAAGAAUAUUACGAGAACUGGCAACAAAACGACAAUAGACGAAGAUGGCCGAAUAGGAACGAUUGGAGGGACAGAGACAGUAGCAGGAAUAAAAAUACAUCUUCUCAUGCUGUCGAGACUACUAGUACUCCAGAAGAUUCGAAGAAUGCUGAUAAAUUAUUAGAUUCCCGUAAAAAAGAGGCAAUUCCAGCCAUCCAGAAGAAUGAUCUCCUGGAUAAUAUCGAUAAAAAAACGCCUUCAGCUAAGUCUACAGACCAAGACGAACAGUCCAAUAAAAGACUGUCUGAGGAGCAACCAGAAGACUGUCCAGAACCCAAAAAGGUUUGCGGUAACAAACCAGAUCCUGUAUCGGUGGCAAUCUUGGAAGAUGAUUUAAGUGAAAUUUCCGAUGACGCUGACGACAUUUUAAAUCGGGAUGAGUUCAUUGAGUUCCAAGAAGAACCGCUAGAAGACCCUACGUCAGAAGACACCCCCAAACUUCCAGCUCCCUCUCAAGCCCCAGAGGAUCCAAACGCCUCGGUUGCACAACUCUCUACACCUUCGGAAGUCGUUCCAUCUUCUGCGGCAGCCUCACAAAAGAGCCAAUCUCCGACCAGAUCGCCGAAGAAAGAAGAUUCAAGCGACGGGGCGGACAACGAUAACAUGGACUUGGACUUUGAGGAGAUUUCCGAUGAGGAACUGGACGAGGAAACGAGGGUGAAAGGGAUCGGGGACGCGCUGGGAGUCGAUUGGGGCAGUUUGGUAGCCGAGUCCAGAAAUAUGGUGAAACCGGUCAGUUCGGCCAAGUUGAGGUGGGAGCCGCAUAACGUUUUGGUUAAUUUGGGGAUUUCGGUCCGAUUUGCUGGCGAAGAUUUAGUGAAAGCGAUUAUGAAAGACCACGCCGAGGCCGAACUAAAACAGGAAGCGGAAGAGAAACGACGUAAGGAAGAGAAUUCAAACUCCAACUUAAACGGCAUUAAACAAGAAGUGAAAGAAGAACCGAAAGACGAGGAAGAGUUGCAAAAAAUCGAUCUGGAAGAUCUUAACGUUUCUCAUCCGAUUGCUGCUAUUCAGGUGGCGAACAGAGAGAGUCAGCAGAUCCGCCGAACUUUAUUCUCGAGUGUUGGUCCGCACCGUAGAGCCCUAUCGGCAAGACGGGACCUUAUGGUCCGAAGACAUCUUUGUAACUUACCGAUAAACGAUAAAUACGUUGAGGCUCCCAAACGUUACGAUCAAGAAUUGUUUAAAAUUGCUUCACAACUGUUCGAGAGAUGUUCAUAAAAGUUUAUUAUAGUAUUUAAAAUACCAAUAUAGUUUAUUUUUAAGA
Messenger RNA from Anthonomus grandis grandis, 3556 nucleotides. Its product is annotated as zinc finger CCCH domain-containing protein 13-like. The transcript is spliced from 14 exons. Lineage: Eukaryota; Metazoa; Arthropoda; Insecta; Coleoptera; Curculionidae. The coding region runs from base 223 to 3510 and encodes 1095 amino acids. Gene Ontology annotation, molecular function: metal ion binding. Gene Ontology annotation, cellular component: RNA N6-methyladenosine methyltransferase complex. The record is from RefSeq and is a predicted model, not a curated record.